AUGAUGAAAAGAAACAAUGAAGGAAUAGGAGGUGAAAGGUUUUCGGAUAGUCCCGUUGAAGAUAUCCAGCAAAAACGGAGAAGAGUUCAGUUUGAACCAGUCCGCAUUACCGCUGUCAGCAAUGUCAACGACAUUAAAGCUCGCGCGGUUGUGUAUCAGACAGCGAAACUGAGGCAACAACUACUCUACAAAAAUAAAAAAAUUGCAGACCUAGAAAAAGAGAAUGAAAGAGCGAAACGUCGCCAACAAACAGAUGAAAGCAACUUUCUAAAAGUAUAUAACUUAUUUUCUGAGAUUGAAAAGUAUAUCUGCACACAAACGAAAAACGAGUUCGGAGAGUUCGAAGUUACAGAAGCUGCGCCGACCGGAACAGAAGUUCAAGGAAUGACUGCAGAAUCAUAUCAUAAAUGCGUAGAACAAGCAAAAAUGAAUCUAAGAAACGCUUUCAUCUCAUAUUCCAAGGCUCGUCAUGACCGCAAUGCAGAAUCACUAGAAUUCGUCAAAAAAAUGAAGGAGUAUAUGGAAGAUCCUCAAAACAAUAUCAAUGAAAUACACACAGAGCUAACUGUGAAAACAGAGGCUCUGCUGUCACAAAUAGAUAAGUUACAAACGGAUAUUCACAAAACACAGAGUGACUGCUACAAUUCGGAUAGGAAGCGCAGACAUAUUGCUGAUAAAUACUCAGUUUUGGAGAAUAGAGUACAAGAACUGGAACACCAAUUAGAAGAUGCUCGUUUCGAGACUGAUAAGCAAAUGCGGUUGGCGAAUAAGUUUGAGUACCGGCUUGCGAACCAUGUCUCUGAACAGCCACCCCCUGAUAGUGUUGCUGUUGCUUCAUCGUCUGGUACAUCUAAUCAAGCUGAUAAAAAAAUUGCUGCUCCAGUGACUCCACCCAAUGAAUCUAUCACUAAAGAGAUCGAAAAUCUACGCGUUGAACGUGAUGAGCAAGUAGCUCUAGCUGCUCGACGUCUCCAAGAACUUGAAGAGGUCAAUCGAAGAGUGCAAAGCUUAACGCAGGAAAACAGCAAGCUGAAAAUGGAGACGCAAACGGCCCUCUCUGUCGAUGCCAUCACCAAUUCGGAUGAAUAUAAAAACCUUAAGAAGUAUUAUUCAUUGGCAAUCAAAGAGUAUGAUCGCGUCAGCAAAGAAUUGGAAGAAGUUACAACUGAGCGUGAUACUUUCCGGAAUGCAAAGGAGGCACGUGCUUUGUUGAUGGCUGAAGAACACCAAAAAACUAUUAAGGAGAUCCAGCAGCAGUCAGAUAUUCACAAUACGUUUUAUAGAGUAUCUCAUGACAGUGAAAUUUUGCGCUGUGAGUUUGAGACCGUUAAAGAAGAGUACAACAAAACGGUGAAACAAAGUGAAUGGGAUGAGAUGAAAGCAACACUUAACGGCCUUCGUUCACUAAAUAAAACCAUCAAGGCAGAGAUGCAUCGCGUCGCCGAAAAGGAAAGGAAAACUAGAGCGGAAUACGAUGUUCUCAACGCUGAUUUUCAAUCACUCAAAGAGCAACAGGAGAGAUGUAUUAUGAUACCGCUUGACGAAUCAAGCUAUGUUCCUCCAGAUGAUAUAAACAAGAUUAGACAGGAAUACGAUUCUAUGCGUAAAGAAAUCAGACGUCUUGGAGCAAUUGAUAAACAUGAGAAACAAAAGUAUCUGGAGAAAGAGGUCAGUCGGCAAGUUUCUGAUAAGUUGACAGAAUUGGAUACACUCCGAAAAGCCAACGAAGCACUGACUAACGAUGAGCAAUGUUUAUCGGACGAAUUGGAAACAAUUUGUGUUGCUGUAGAAGAGGAACAAGAAAGAAAUGCGCAGUUAUUCACGGAGAAGCGAGAACAGGAGGAUAGAAACCUGAAAUUGAUGAAUGAUCGAAUGAUUCAAAAUCAAGUGCUUAGUCGGCUGCGUGAGAAGUUGGGCUGCUUAGAAAAUAAAGCUCAAACAGAUGCACAAAUAGCGAAAAUGCAUGAAUUCGAGAAAAAGUCAUCAGAUGAACUUAACACUAAACUUAGUGAUAGUCUACAUUUCAAGUCGACCGAGCUGACACGUGUCACCAAUCUGCUGGAAACACAUAGAAAACAAAUGCAAGAAGUUGGGAUGGCACGUGAUGAAUUCCAAAUUAAAUCAGAGCGGAAUGAAUCACAAUUGAAGCAAAUUCAGGAAUUGUUUGGCUCAAAAUCGCGGGAAAACGAAGAAAUAAAAUUCAAGCGGCAGCGGGCUGAAGAAGAGCUUGAAACUAUUCGUCUGAAAUACGAACGGGCCAAACGCAAUGAUUCUUGCUCAGGACAAGGUGGUGAUCAAGUACUUGAAGAAGCGAAUCGCCAAAUGAAAGAAACGUUGACAUGCCCAUCUUGUAAAACAAGACCGAAAGAUUGCAUUAUGCUCAAAUGCUAUCAUCUAUUCUGUGAAACAUGUAUCAAAACCAUGUACGAUACGCGCCAACGAAAAUGUCCUAAGUGUAACAGCAAUUUCGGUGCCAAUGAUUUCCAUCGAAUUUUCAUCUGA
Messenger RNA from Caenorhabditis remanei, 2502 nucleotides. RefSeq lists its product as uncharacterized. The coding region runs from base 1 to 2502 and encodes 833 amino acids. Gene Ontology annotation, molecular function: ubiquitin protein ligase activity; metal ion binding. Gene Ontology annotation, cellular component: nucleus; HULC complex. The transcript has 9 exons. The record is from RefSeq and is a predicted model, not a curated record. Lineage: Eukaryota; Metazoa; Nematoda; Chromadorea; Rhabditida; Rhabditidae.